Molecule: messenger RNA, 3188 nt
Organism: Struthio camelus australis
Lineage: Eukaryota; Metazoa; Chordata; Aves; Struthioniformes; Struthionidae
Source: RefSeq, a predicted model, not a curated record
CCAAGCUCUUUGUUAGCCACCUUUUUAUUGUUGAACAUUUGCAAAACAUAACAAAUAUACAAUCCAGAGCUUGUAAAGACGUCUUUCCUGCAACUGAUUCAGCUCACAACUUUUUCAGCCUCUGGUUCCUGUGAUGAAAUCAGUGAAACAAGACAGCAGCAGGAUAAAGUAGAAUCAGGAAUUAAAACUGCACAAGUCUGCACGCUAUUUCAGUCCCACAGUCUGCAAACUAUGUCAAAGAGGAGGAAGAAACCUUACCCAGUUUAAAUGAAAGAUAUGAGUGGUUGAUUACUGGUUGCUAUUCAUUCAUUAAACAAGAAUAUUCUGUCUUCAUAAUUCAACAUAUUAAUGAUUUUGUGUUCCCAUAUUAUGACAGUUAUUUCAUUGCUACAUGAAAUAGUCCGUGUGGCUUUAGCUCCAGGGACAUAUUCUGUUAUCGUACGAGCAUACCAGCUGCUCAGUGUAACACAUACAUAAUUAAAAGUAGCAGUAGUUUAGUGUGAUACAACGCUGCAGUUCCACCACCACAGUUUUGAAAUAAUUGUGCCCUAAUACCUUAUUGAUGUGACAAGGCUGACGGGCUUUAGCAUGCAUUAGUUUUCCACACUUCAGCCAUACUGAACCUUAUGCCUACAUAUUUUUUCUUUUUGUAACAGAGCCUUCUGAGAAAGCAGUUGAGAAAGUAAUGCUGUGCUAUCUCAUUUGGAGUGAGAGCCCCCUGAAGAGACAUACGCUGAGUAUUACCAGGAGCGCAUGACUCAAUGCCCUCUAGAUCUCUUCAAAAAAGAAAGGGGAGAAAAUUCAAACAACUAUUGCACAGAUUUCAGUAAACAUUGCAAAAGAAAAGUAGCCAGGAAAAACAACAGUAUAGGUUCCUCUGCCCUUGUCAAAGGACAGUCAUAGCUGAGUGCGGGUACAAGCAAAGUUAGAACCACCUAUGUACCAAACAGUUUUGAUCCUGAGUAUUUUUCCUUAAAACGUCCAUCUGUGAAUCCCUCCAACUCCACUACUUAUUGCAAUACCAACUGUAGGUACCAACGUUUUUGAAUGGUCAUUAGCAUUUUAAGUUUCAGGUCAGUGCAACUGGAGGUCAGUGUAACUGCAUCUAACUAUGGUGUUUCAUCGUUGCCAGGCUUCUGGGCCCAGCUGGGAUCUGGAAAUGCAGCAAAACAGCUUUUUUUGUACUUCCAAAAGGCCUCAGGUAUUUUGUGAUGCUAAUCAAGUAGUACAAGCCACAGAUGUGCUGGAUUGGGAAGACAAAGAUGCUGCAGAAACGUUGGUCGACAACGUGGUCCAUUCCAGGAUCAUCAAUCCUUUACGCCUAUUUGUUAAGCCAUCUCCAGUACUGAAACACGGCCAGGUGUCCUACUCAGACAGCAUAGAAAACUUUUGGGAUUGGUUGUCGAACAUCACGGAGGUUCAGGAAUCUCUUGCACGAACUAAACGCAGGCCAAUAGUGAAAACUGGGAAAUUCAAGAAAAUGUUUGGAUGGGGCGACUUCCACUCUAACAUCAAAACUGUUAAACUGAACCUCUUGAUCACAGGGAAAAUCGUUGAUCAUGGCAACGGAACCUUCAGUGUUUAUUUCCGACAUAACUCGACGGGUCUUGGAAAUGUUUCUGUAAGCCUGGUGCCACCUUCCAAAGUGGUUGAAUUUGAAUCAUCUCCACAGUCAACACUGGAGACCAAGGAAUCCAAGGCCUUCAACUGUCGAAUUGAGUAUGAAAAAACAGACCGCGCUAAAAAAACUGCAUUGUGCAAUUUUGACCCUUCCAAGAUCUGCUAUCAAGAGCAGACUCAAAGCCAUGUCUCCUGGUUGUGUUCUAAACCAUUUAAAGUUAUCUGCAUUUACAUUGCCUUUUACAGCGUAGAUUACAAACUGGUGCAAAAGGUCUGUCCUGAUUAUAAUUACCAUAGUGAGACUCCAUACUUGUCCUCUGGCUGAAACAAUGGAUAUUCUGAGUAACUGUAGAAAUACAUCAUCAGUCAUAAAAAUAAGUAUUUCCGUUAACCUUUUGGAGAGGAAUAUCUUUUCCUAGCAGGUUAAAAAGUCUUUAAAAACUGUAGCUGUGUUUGUGCUGUAUCGUAAAUAAUCAAACUGUUUAUGUAACAAACAUUUUCAUUUAAGACCAUUGCAUUUUAGCUCUCUCAUCAUUAGUAAGGGAACUACCAGGCAGACACGUGAAUAAAAUCAAACAAAAUUAUGCACAUAAUGAACAUUAAUAAAGAACUGAUUUUCAAGAUCAAAGUAGACUUGAUUGCAGAGAGGUUACUGUCUUUUACUGAUUUGGACAACACUUAGCAGGAAGUGAUCCCAUUUCUUACUGGAAGCUAUAGAAGCUGAUGAUAAAAAGAACAAAUGAUAAAUUAAGACGACUGCCGGCUGCUUAUAUACAAAAUCCAAAUAAACAGCUCUCCCACUAAUUUCAUAAGGAAUGUCACACACAGAGGGCUCAAAUAAUCUAAUCCAAAUAUUAAAAGAAAGUGCUAUUUCUAUGAAAGAAAGGAAAGGAAAUUGCAUUUCUAUGAGUUGUAGUAGUUAUACGUAUUCAUUGACGUGGAAGAGUGAGUAGUUCUUCCUUCAGGAUUCUUACCUGUCGAUAUGCAGUGAAGUAAUUAGACACUGAUGUGCUUUAGUUUAUUAGACACAAAGUACAGUUUGGUGUACGUUUCUGCCUUCUGUGGUCAUCGUUAUUUUUAAUUAUUCUCAAGUAUUUACAUAUAUACCAGUACUAUUCUCACAGCAAUAGAGAGUUUAUGUACCUUGUAAAAAGAUAAUCUCUGUUUAAGCCUGAAAACGGUAACAGAGGCUGGCUUCCAUUCAAAGGAAGCAAUUAUCUUAUCUCGCUAUCUUAGCCCUCUGAGCACUAUGCUAUAGCAUAGGAAAGUACAUCGCAGUAAAAGGCUAACCCCUGAAUAAUAGAAGCUUUCUGCAUAAUGACACCCAGUUGUCCUCCUUAGGAUGGUAUUGCAUAUUUAAAGUCAAUAUAUAAGCACUGAAAAAUAAAGAGGAUAACAACAACAACAAAAAAAUCUAUGCAUCUUCACUUCAUAAAACAGAUUUCAAACCACUGCUAUCAAUCUAAAAAUAUUCACCCACACUUUCAGCUAGUACAAAAUAGCAUUGCUCCAAUUGUAACAACUGAGGGUCUGGACAUGGUUUUGCUUCUUUAGGACAGACAUUGCUC